Molecule: messenger RNA, 2860 nt
Organism: Acanthopagrus latus (yellowfin seabream)
Lineage: Eukaryota; Metazoa; Chordata; Actinopteri; Spariformes; Sparidae
Product: ankyrin repeat and MYND domain-containing protein 2-like
Exons: 11
Coding region: 260-1549 (429 amino acids)
Biological process (GO): regulation of smoothened signaling pathway
Molecular function (GO): protein binding
Source: RefSeq, a predicted model, not a curated record
GAUCAAGACAUCUGAUUGCAUUCAUAACCCCAUGGGGACUCUACGAGUGGGUCCGAAUACCUUUUGGACUAUCGAACGCACCAGCUGCGUUCCAAAGGAGCAUGGAGGGGAUGCUUGACAGUCCCCCAAGCCUUGCAACGCCAUGGGGUAAAGCUGAAGCCAGAGAAAUUGGUAUGUUCCAGUGAUGGCUCAGUUGUAUACUGUAGUUCAUCAGUGCUCCUGUAAACUGUGACUGCUCAUUCAGAGCAAAUCAGACAGGAUGGCUGCACCUCAGAGAGGAGAUCUUUCGGCAUCUGAAAGAAGGAUUCUGCAAGUUAUUGCUGCUGGUGAUGUACAGGAGGCUGCCCAGCUGCUUGCAAGCAAAGAAGUACGAGUCGACUGUUUGGACGAGAAUGGUAUGACUCCACUGAUGCAUGCAGCCUAUAAGGGCAAGGCAGACCUGUGUCGCCUGCUGCUGCAGCACGGAGCUGAUGUUAAUUGCAACCAACACGAAUAUGGAUACACUGCUCUCAUGUUUGCUGGCUUGUCAGGAAAGACAGACAUCACCUUUAUGAUGCUUGAUGCAGGAGCAGAGACGGACAUGGUGAAUUCUGUGGGUCGCACUGCUGCUCAGAUGGCAGCUUUUGUAGGCCAGCAUGACUGUGUUACAGUGAUCAACAACUUCUUCUCACGGGCAAGGCUGGAGUACUACACCAGACCACAGGGACUGGAGAGAGAGCCCAAGCUGCCGCCGAGGCUCGCAGGACCCCUGCACAAGAUCAUCAUGACCACCAACCUGAAUCCAGUCAAGAUAGUCAUGCUGGUGAAGGACAACCCUGUACUGAUUGACGUGGCAGCUCUGGAAAAGUGUUACCAGGUGAUGGAUCUGCUCUGUGAGCAGUGUGUGAAGCAACAAGACAUGAACGAGGUUCUGGCCAUGAAGAUGCACUACAUCAGCUGUGUGCUGCAGAAAUGCCUGGCCUUCCUACAGAAAAGAGAUGACAAGUUGGAUGCGCUUGUCAAGAGCUUGUUGAGGGGGAGAGACAGUGAUGGCUUUCCACAGUACCAGGAGAAGUUCAUCCGGGACUGCAUCAAGAAGUUUCCUUACUGUGAGGCCACACUCCUUCAGCAGCUGGUGAGGAGCAUUGCACCGGUAGAGAUUGGCAAUGAACCAACAGCAUUCUCCGUGUUGACCCAGGCCCUGACAGGUCAGAUGGCGUUUGUAGAUGCUGAUUACUGUGCUGCAUGUGGGGAGAAGGGAGCAGACAAAAGGUGCUCCCUUUGUAAAGCAGUAACUUACUGCAGCUUGACAUGCCAAAAACUCCACUGGUUCACCCAUAAAAGGAUGUGCAGGUCUCUACAGGAGCAGGAUGCUGACCUGGAGAAAGACACUCCAAGAUUGAAAGAACUGAAAGAUGAUGAAAGUGACCUCAUGAUGGAGACAGCCAACUUCCUGCAGGAGCUGUGUCUGCGGGCAGAGGAGAAGGUGGCAGCUGCUGGAGGCUGUCCUGCAGAGCUUCUGGCUUGUCCCUCCACCUCAGCUGAGGGACCGUCCUGCACCCAAGACUGAGGCAGGAAAGCCAGCUAAGUGUCCUGAACGAUACUGGUCUCUUUGUCAAUUUUCACAAAAGUUACAUAUGGAGAUUUGUGGCUGAAACUGGUUUUGUCAGUAGGGCCAAUCCUAUUUUGCAUAUCUUACACCAAGCCAUGUAGUUUUAGAUUACAAGUGAUUCAAAACCUGCUCCAGGUAACUCAUCAUUUCCGCAACUGCAAAUACUUGAGUGGAGCAACCGGUCACUACUUUGAUAUCAAGGUGACUUCCUGCUACCUUUAUUUGUGAAAUUAUACUGUCUCCACAUUGUAUCAGUUUUAUACCAGGGUAUCUUAAACAUAAUUAAUUAAUUUGACCUAGGAAAAGGAUGGUUCUAGUAUAAAAUAAGGGAUUGCAGAUGAGUAAUGAAUAAAUGAAUAAAUAAAGGCAAGAACAUUUUUCAUAUAUACUAUCCUAUUGCCUCAGAAAAUAAUUGAUAUGGUCUGAUUCUGCAAAAACACAGAUUACACUCAGAGACAACAUUUACACUUAUCAGCCUCAGGUAUAAAUCUUGUGUAGCUGGCAUUUUCUUGACCAUGAAAUUGAUUUGGUGAUAGCAUUAUCUGUAUUGGUAACAAUGUCAACAAUGAUUGAGUUGCAGCACACAAACAUCAGAGAGACCCAGUCCAGUCAAGUGGAGCUACACCAGGCCAUCAGGGGCCUUAAAUCCACUGUUUUAUACAGUUUGAAGGGAACACUAUUUCAUCUGUGCCUAUGUGACUGUAAUAAAGUGCAGUUUCUCAUAAAACCAACUUUUUUUUUUUUUUUGCAAAUGCAUAGAUAUACUGAAUAUCAAGUUGUGAACUGCAGUGUCUUACAUGUGGGUUAUCUGUACUCACUGUAUUCCUGCAUACAUCAUAAUGUGGGAAAGACUUUGCUUUUAAGUGGUUGUUUAGCCAGUCAUAAAAGAAUACAUACCGUUCAGUUCCAUACAAAUGCAGACAUAUACUACAAAGUGAUUCAAUUUAUAAAGAAAUACAUUUAAUUACAUUUACUUUAUUUUACUUUAUGGUUUUCUGAAAUUAAACUAUAAAAAUACUGUUGUGUCAUGUAUGCAGUAUAAUAUAUAGUAUAAUACGAACUUAGCUGUGUUCUUCAUGUUUAUUUUUAUGAUGUGAUGUAUAUUUGAUCUUUGUCAGUAAAUGGUUCUGUUGUGAUGUCAAAGCAUUGAUGACCAGUCGCACAAAAAUGUGGAAUUGAAGAAUGUUAAGCAUCUGUAGUGGUGACUGCUUUAUCUGUUAUAUAUCUGCCUUAUCGUUUUAAAAUUAAUAAAGUUUGCCUUCAUCAGAG